CCACGAACAGACAAUAAUAAAAAGUAAGAUUUCCCAAAACGAACCAAAAGUAAAACUCUCGGGCAGCGCGAGGCGUCACGAAUCGAAUCGAGCUCGAGCCGGAGGAGAGCGUCGGAGGCGGCGGGCAUGGAGGACCUCAGCGUCGAGGAGCUCGCCUCCAAUCUCUCCACCUACAAGGACCAGCUCCGCGAGGUUAGGAAGUUCAUCAAGGAGAAAAAAGAUGAUGCUGGAAUUUCUGAAUAUGUCGAUAUGGAAAAGGAGCUUCAAGAGGUUAUUACAUUAACCGAAGAGCUUUUGGCAACUGCAAAUCCAAGUGAGAGUGCGCAGAAUGAUGUAGGUCUAUCGCCGCCAAAUUAUUCUGCUGGAGUGCACUCAGAGGCACUGGAUGGCCUCUCACAAUCCCAUGAAAAAUUUGCAGUUGGUACCAAAGUGCAAGCUGUGUAUAGUGAAGAUGGGGAGUGGUACAAUGCGACAAUUGAAGGUCUGACACCAAUCGGCUAUUUUGUCAGUUAUGAAGGCUGGGGAAACAAGGAAGAGGUGGACCCUGCUAAUGUCAGGGCACUUGACGUGGAAGCUGCUGAUGCUUUAGGACUAGCUGAAAAAGAAGCUGAAGCGACAAAAAUGGCAUUAAAGAGAAAAGUUGAACAAGCAGCAACAUCUGACUAUCAGAUUCGUAGCUUACCCACAAAACUUAAGAUCGAUCCAAAUGAUCCUGAAGAUGUGAAAGCUGCAAAGCGUAAGAAGAUCCAUGCUUUCAAAUCAAAAGCCCGCUUUGAGCAACUAGAUUUCGCACAGAAUAAGCGGCAAAAUGCAUGGCAACAGUUCCAGACUACCAAAGGAAAGGCUAAGAAGGUGGGAUUCUUUUCGGGUCGCAAGAAGGAGAGCAUCUUCAAGUCACCGGAAGAUCACAGAGGUAAGGUGGGGGUCACUGGUAGUGGGAAAGGCCUGACUGACUUCCAGAGGAGGGAGAAGCACCUUCAUCUCAAGGAUGGCUCUUCUGGGGAUACACUGGACUGUGAGGAAUAAAUCUGGUUUCACAAAGUUGCCAUGUCCGGCACUUUAUUGCCGGACUGGCCUCUGUCAGAGCUUGUACUCCGUAAUGUGUAUGCUGAACUUGUUGAAAGCUAGAAAUCACAUAUAGAUAUUAACAUUGUCUUCCUCAUGUUUAGUCUCAAUUUUGUGAAGAGAUAAACUUACCAUUCGUCA
Triticum aestivum (bread wheat) is the source of this 1206-nucleotide messenger RNA. RefSeq names its product survival of motor neuron-related-splicing factor 30. The transcript has 8 exons. Gene Ontology annotation, biological process: mRNA processing. NCBI's taxonomy places the organism in Eukaryota, Viridiplantae, Streptophyta, Magnoliopsida, Poales, Poaceae. Gene Ontology annotation, cellular component: nucleus; cytoplasm. The coding region runs from base 127 to 1026 and encodes 299 amino acids. Gene Ontology annotation, molecular function: RNA binding. The record is from RefSeq and is a predicted model, not a curated record.